GAAAGCACAAACAGUUCAACGACGUUAACGAUCCUUUCCUUCAGCAUUGAGACUCAGAUCACGUCGAGAACGCUUGCUUAAUUACACAAAAUGACUGAGCAGAUGGUUUUGCGCGGAACCCUUGAAGGGCAUAGUGAUUGGGUUACGGCCCUUGCUACCUCCCUCGAGAACCCCAACAUGCUCUUGUCUGCUUCGCGCGACAAGACCUUGAUCAUCUGGAAUCUCACUCGCGAUAGUGAUACUGGCUACGGUGUUCCCAAGAGAAGUCUUAAGGGUCAUUCUCACAUCGUUUCUGACUGUGUCAUCUCUUCCGACGGCGCAUAUGCCCUCUCUGCUUCAUGGGACAGGACCCUCCGUCUGUGGGAACUCUCCACUGGUCAGACCACCCGCCGCUUCGUCGGCCAUGAUAACGAUGUCUUGAGUGUUUCCUUCUCUGCCGAUAACCGCCAGAUCGUGUCUGGGUCUAGGGACCGUACUAUUAAACUCUGGAAUACCCUUGGUGACUGCAAGUUUACCAUCACUGAUAAGGGGCACACUGACUGGGUUUCUUGCGUCCGUUUCUCGCCCAACCCUCAGAACCCCGUGAUUGUCUGGGAGCUGGCGUCUUGCCGCAUUCAAACCGAUCAUACCGGACACACUGGAUAUAUCAACACUGUCACUAUCUCCCCUGACGGCUCCCUCUGUGCCUCUGGCGGCAAGGACGGCACCACCAUGCUCUGGGACCUUAACGAGUCUAAGCACCUUUACAGCCUUAAUGCCGGUAAUGAGAUACACGCCCUCGUCUUCUCGCCAAACAGGUAUUGGCUCUGCGCUGCUACCGCCACAUCCAUCAUCAUCUUCGACCUUGAGAAGAAGAGCAAGGUUGAUGAGCUCAGGCCUGAUUUCAUUCCUAUCGGCAAGAAGAGACGUGAGCCUGAGUGUGUAUCGCUGGCUUGGAGCGCUGACGGACAGACACUGUUUGCUGGGUACACGGAUAAUUUGAUUAGGGCAUGGGGGGUUAUGAGUAGGGCGAUGUAAUUGAUGUUUUCCUGUGUCUUCCUUUCUUUUUUCUCUUCCCUCUCUCUGCCUCUCUCGUUUUUCUUCAAUAAAGGGGUUCUUGAUCUUUUCGGAAGGGUGGAUGGAGGGGUUAAAUAGUCGGUUUGAUAUGAAACAAUAAAAAACGGAUAUUUCCUCUUCCUA
Tuber melanosporum (Perigord truffle) is the source of this 1179-nucleotide messenger RNA. RefSeq lists its product as uncharacterized. The transcript is spliced from 7 exons. Bases 103 to 1017 code for a protein of 304 amino acids. NCBI's taxonomy places the organism in Eukaryota, Fungi, Ascomycota, Pezizomycetes, Pezizales, Tuberaceae. Gene Ontology annotation, molecular function: ribosome binding; protein kinase C binding; translation regulator activity. Gene Ontology annotation, cellular component: cytosol; nucleus. Gene Ontology annotation, biological process: rescue of stalled cytosolic ribosome; positive regulation of protein phosphorylation. The record is from RefSeq and is a predicted model, not a curated record.